Xyrauchen texanus (razorback sucker) is the source of this 1913-nucleotide messenger RNA. RefSeq names its product ALK and LTK ligand 2b-like. NCBI's taxonomy places the organism in Eukaryota, Metazoa, Chordata, Actinopteri, Cypriniformes, Catostomidae. The transcript is spliced from 6 exons. The coding region runs from base 871 to 1320 and encodes 149 amino acids. Gene Ontology annotation, molecular function: receptor signaling protein tyrosine kinase activator activity; receptor tyrosine kinase binding. Gene Ontology annotation, biological process: positive regulation of ERK5 cascade; positive regulation of ERK1 and ERK2 cascade. The record is from RefSeq and is a predicted model, not a curated record.
UUGGAUAAGGCCUUAGCGCUCUCCUCAGUCUUCUCAUAGACACUGCUGUGGAUAGUCUUGAGGAGAAUCUGCCUUUACACUUCUGAUGUCUCUUACAGACACAUGUGGGUACCUACCGUAGUUGUUUCUAGGCAUAUUUUGCGUAAUUGCGCGGAAAUACACCUAAAAUGCGAAUCAACUGCAUCAUCCUUUCUGGGAACAUUUAAAAGAUAAACGACCAGAGAAGCACCACGAACACAUUGACUGACUUAAUAAGAAGACACAAAGGCGCUAAGGACAGAGGAAAAAAGUUUCUUCCGAGAAUCUUUCCACUCGUGCCAAACUGGACCUCUGGCGAAAACGCGAAGAAUAUUAUACGCGCGUUAUGAGACGCUGAUCUUAAAAAGUUAAAAAGAUGCAUUUUUUAAGGAGUGCUCUUAAUGCGUUUCUAAUUAAAGACAUGCCGGGGUAAUCCACAUGGGACAGCUCCUUACGUCUGCAACUGACAAUAAAAGUGAGGGAACUCAUGCCGGAUGAUCUGAAGCGAACUUCAAGACGCGCACCGGAGGAGAAAAAUAAAUAAAUAAACAAAAAGCUGCGGACUUUCAUCAAUUUCCACCCACUUCGAGUCAACACAAUCAACAGAUGGCCGCGGCUGUCUUCUUUAAACAUAUACAAGAGACUCCCUCUUCUGGCAUGGUGAUCUAGCGUCUGUGGAAGUACCUUUGGAAAGGCGUCUCCAGUGGCUUCGGUAUUAAUCGUAUUAACAUUAAGAAUCGUUAAACACACAGGGAGACCUUCAAACAAGAAUAAAAUAUAUCUGCAUUGCUGCAAAACAGGGCUGUAAGACUGGACGCAGGGCAGAGGGUCUCUCAGUGCCCACAUUUCAGCAUGAGUGCAGUGUGCUCACCUUUCUUCAUCGGGCUCCUACUGCUGAUCCUCACCGCCAGCUACUGCAAACAGACAGACAGGGACGACACGAGUCUGCUGGACCUCCUAAUGGACAGAGUGAGGCUAACACGUGAGCAUCACAGUGAGGGAAGCAUACAGCAUCCCCCUAAAAUCAUUGAGCAUUCGGUGAAAACAAAGGACGUUAAUAAAGUUACCAAAUCAUAUCAGCACGAAAGAAUUCUUGAGGUCUUUCCGAGAGAUCUUUCCAGCAGACAGAAGGAGAAGUUUUUAAAACAAUUAACGGGGCCACUUUAUUUCAGCCCCAAAUGCAGCACACACUUUUAUAAACUAUACCAUAAUACCAGAGACUGCACAACACCAAUCUAUUAUAAAAGAUGUGCCAGACUUCUUAUACGAUUAGCAGAGAGUCAGCGGUGCGCAGAGGGAUAGACGUCACAGAUUUCAACAUACCUGAAGAAAUAAACAAGAAAGAAAAAGAAAAAGUGCCUUUGAGAAAUGUAAUAAAUUCAGAACAAUCAUAUUUAUCAUGUGGACAAAGCUGUUUAGUAAUACAAUGGAACUACUCUUGUGGUUUUAGUUUACUUCACAUAUGCAGCUUUUCUUGUCUUCACACAUGCAGCUUGUCUGUCUGAGUUGAUGAUACUGAUGUUCGAACCAAGUUUACGGGAAAUGGCCAUGGUGAAAAUGAAGGAAUAAAUGUUUUACAUGAAAAACAAAACAUCCUGCUGCUAAAAGAUAAACUGGCUAUCAUAUUAUCAGCUUAUUUGCCUUCACAGAUUGUGUGUCCGGUAAGUUUUGUUUGGAGAAUCAUUUAGCUGUGGUUUUUCAAAAGUGUUUACCAGCUAAACGCAGCCUUUGGUUCAAUAUUCCUGUCAACCACACAAAGUCAAAUUCCUCAAAGCCAGGGAUAAAUCCUUUGAUUGAAUUAAGAAUUGCAUGAUAUUUUCUUGCCUUUUUUGUCUUUACAAGACAUGUCUUGGCAGCGAUGAAUGGUAUUGGUUGCAGUUUAUUCUGUGAAAGAA